Messenger RNA from Cantharellus anzutake, 1659 nucleotides. RefSeq lists its product as uncharacterized. The record is from RefSeq and is a predicted model, not a curated record. The transcript is spliced from 4 exons. Lineage: Eukaryota; Fungi; Basidiomycota; Agaricomycetes; Cantharellales; Hydnaceae. Bases 1 to 1362 code for a protein of 453 amino acids.
AUGCAUCUUUGCCUAGAAAAUCACUCAAAAAAUCUGGUUGCGCUAUGGCAAGGUAAAUAUAAAGGCUUGGAUGAGGGGAAGGAAAGCUAUCAGCUUUCCGAAGCUCUCUGGGAAAGAAUCGGACAAGAAACUGCUCAAGCUGGGGACACGGUACCCUCAUCCUUCAGACAUCGUACCCCAAAUAUUUGGACAGAAAAGCACAUCUUCACAGCUGAAGAUUGGGCUUUCUGGAUGAUUCACAUAGCGCCGUAUGUUCUCAGGAACAGGUUCAACCGCCCCAAAUAUUACAAACAUUUCAUGAAAUUCAAUUCAAUCCUCAAACACACCAUUCAAUAUUCUUUCACAGAAAAAGACCUGGAUGAGUUGGAGCAAGAUAUCAUCGAUUAUGUGAAAGAAUAUGAAAUUAUUUACUACCAGUUUUUGGCUCAGCGUUUAUCUGCAUGCCCCCUCACUGUGCAUGCACUCCUUCAUAUCCCAUACGACAUUCGAAACAAUGGGCCACCAUGUAACAAUUGGACCUUCAUCAUGGAGCGUUGGUGUGGUUCGCUUUUACCUGCCAUCAAAUCUCGGAAACAACCAUUCACAUGCCUUGCGCUAAGGCAGUAUCAGGCAGCACAAUUAUUUGAGGUUGUAAACCGCUACAAUGUAACUCAGCUGAUGCCACUGAGACAUGAUAUGAAUGUCCCUUCACGGCAUGAGAAACGGUUUUCGAAGUCGGCCUAUCUUAUCUCUUUUUUACGCAACCCCAUCAAACACAACCAUACUCCUGACAUGACAAUUCGAAAGAAGAUUGCAAAACAUUUGACAACAUCUUUCAGUGGCUCAAUCAGAGCCUGGUUGGACAUCCUUCCACAAAUAAUGGAGCGCUGGGCGAAAGUUCGCAUUGGUAAUGGGGGCGAUCUUAUUCGAGGGGCCAUUGCACAGAUGAGCAGUCGGCAGAGUUUCCACGAUGCCUCUUUUGUCUGUUAUGAGUUGUUUGCUGACGCGAAUGCACACCGCCCACAAGCCAAAGAAGAUUUUGUUCGUACUGUCUACUAUGGGCGGCUCGAGUAUAUCCUUCACUGCACCAUCCCAUCAAACAUCAUAUCCAAAAAUACCGAGCCCGAAACCAUUCUUUUUGGCAUCAUUACCACUUGUGAUACCCAGGGACACAAUGCUACACUAGAGCUGACCUAUUUUAGAAGUUUGACAUCGUACAUUGAAAUCGUGGACUUGGCUGCAAUCUGCACAGUGGUGGGUCGCAUCCAAAUUGGCACCACGAAUCCUCAAUGGGUGAUUGUUGACCGGAGCGGUUCCUGGGCCUGCACCGCCUUCACGGAUGACUCACUGACUGUAGACGCUCCCCAACAAGAGGAACUCUGACAAAAAUCCAUUGUGUAUGCUUAGGAUACCUAGCUACGAAUCAAAUUUACAUCCAGCUUCCGAAUUGCGACUUUGUCUGGUCUACCAUGAGAUAAAAAUCCGGCUCUGUCCCGCCUCCAGCAAACAGUGGAACCGGUCUGUAAAAGAUCAGGAUAAAAAUCCUAUUCCACUGAGCCUGAAGGUAGCAGUCUGCGAAGUUACAUGAUAACGGACAAUGUCUUGUUUCCAAUAAUCGCACAAUGGUCAGGACUUUUCGCAAAAUCUUGACCUAUCACGUUACAAUAUCAUGGAAUCGCU